Messenger RNA from Opisthorchis viverrini, 240 nucleotides. RefSeq lists its product as hypothetical. The record is from RefSeq and is a predicted model, not a curated record. Lineage: Eukaryota; Metazoa; Platyhelminthes; Trematoda; Opisthorchiida; Opisthorchiidae. The transcript has 3 exons. The coding region runs from base 1 to 240 and encodes 79 amino acids.
AUGAAUACUAUUGCAAAAGAUUUAAAGGGUUUUGAGAAGUACCGAGAUGACGUCAUUGUGCACGCUGCUGACAAAGCUACCCAUGUUUCCGGUGACAGUUACCCCCAUACGCUGCAGACGCAUUUUAUCCCGCAACUCAAGCAACACAAGAAGUUAUCCACCGUCUUUCAACCGCAUGGCGCUGCAUCCCACUACUCAAACCAACUCUCAGUGUCAAAGUUUUGGAUGAAUAAAGCCUAG